Messenger RNA from Owenia fusiformis, 585 nucleotides. Lineage: Eukaryota; Metazoa; Annelida; Polychaeta; Sabellida; Oweniidae. The record is from the annotation of a GenBank genome assembly.
AUGAAAGUGCCUAACUUUAUUGUUGCGCAUGUCAUUUUUUCUUUCAGCACAACCAGGUGGUACAACCGUUGUUGUGGCUCAACCAACAGUGCAGGCAACGAUGAUUGUGAGUGGUGCGACACUUGGAACACACCCCUGCCACACAAUGUGCCCGACCUGUCGCGCCAAUGUGGUUACAACGACCAGUCAUCACAUUGGUGGGCUUGCCUGGUUACUGUGUAUAAUAAUGUGUGUUGUGGGGUGAGUAUCUUCUUAAAGCCAGGCCAGGCCUCAUUUUUCCGUGAGCAUUUUGGGCGAGUCGGCUAAUAAUCUAAUACAGUAAGCACUUGCCUCACGUGUACCUUGCAAGCGAAGGAUACUACCGAGCAAGUUCACGGUAUGCUUAGGUAUGGUUAGUACCCGUGAUCUUUCCAAAUGUACAACAUCAGGGUAUCAGAUUGAUGUGAGAGUGACCAUGGUUGAAACCUUCUUCAAAUAAAUGUUAAGGUUGUGAUUAAAACAGUUAAUUUGAUUUUUGGAUGUAUAGGCUAAUAACCUGCGUGUAUUUCUUUGGAAUUUGACAGCCUGAUCAUACGUAUUUCAAAA